AAAUAAUUAGGGUAUUGUUACAAGAUAUAUUUAAAUAAUAAUAUCAACGACAUCACAAUAAUAUUAAUAGAUAAAUUAAUUUUUUUAUAUAAAUAUUUAUCAUCUUUUCUUUUUCCUUACAUCCAUUAUUUUUCAAAAAAUGUGUACACAAAAAAUCGUUGCGUUUUUUUCACUUUUAACACCAUUUAUUUGGUUUACAUGGUUAACAUAUGUCGCAAUUUUACCAAUGUGCGCAAUUCUAGGCCGGUUGGUCUGUAUGGAGUGUUUAUCACGCGCUUUGUCAACUUUUUUCAAUUCUUCUGUCACCUUCUUAACUUUUUCAAUUUCCAAUUAUCUAGGCUUUGCCCUUCGCUUUUUUCGCCAUGAUUAUCGCUAACGUACUUGUACUAUUCCGCUUAAUAAAAAAAGGUGUGAUAUCGAUAAAUCAUAAAAUUAUGUUAUUAUUUAACUGAUCAUACUGAUAAUCUUCAAUAGCAAUCUACAAUACAAGCACAGACGAUGGGUAAGUAGUAUAUUGCGGUAAUGUUAUUUAUUCAACAAAGGAUUAUUUUUCACUUUUUUAUUGUUUUCUUAGAUUGUUCACACCUACUAGAGA
Messenger RNA from Rhizophagus irregularis DAOM 181602=DAOM 197198, 595 nucleotides. NCBI's taxonomy places the organism in Eukaryota, Fungi, Glomeromycota, Glomeromycetes, Glomerales, Glomeraceae. The record is from RefSeq and is a predicted model, not a curated record.